This is a messenger RNA of Ostrinia nubilalis (European corn borer), 7168 nucleotides long. RefSeq names its product von Willebrand factor A domain-containing protein 8 (gene c12.2). Gene Ontology annotation, molecular function: protein binding; ATP hydrolysis activity; ATP binding. The record is from RefSeq and is a predicted model, not a curated record. Lineage: Eukaryota; Metazoa; Arthropoda; Insecta; Lepidoptera; Crambidae. The transcript is spliced from 30 exons. The coding region runs from base 146 to 5482 and encodes 1778 amino acids. Gene Ontology annotation, cellular component: cytoplasm.
UGCUUCGGAACUCGGGUUUCGACUUUGGACUUGCGGAUAUUAUCGUUUUUUAGCCAAUUAUUCAUUACAUGGUGUUGCGAUGACGCAAAAUUCGUAAAUUUGCAUUGAAUUCAUGUGAAACACAUAGUUUUAAGUGAAGAAAGCCAUGUUCAAUCCGGCAGUAACAGUUCGUCGUCUCGAUGUUUUGAUAAGGAUUAUGAGCCAUCGAAAAGCAAUCCUAAGUGCGAAUCCUGUCCGAGCGUAUUCUAGCGAAGAUAAAGUGACUAUAGGAGAUGUAACUAAGGAUAUCAAAGUGCCUAAAAAGAUCGAAUAUGUGCCUAGAAAAUACUUGACAAUAGAGAGUUCCGAAAUCAAACUCCUAUCUCAAAAUACACUCCGGAACUUAAGAUGGAUGAUGCAGAAAGACUCUCUUGGCCAGGAUAUGUUCCUACUUGGCAGGCCUGGCCCAACAAGGAGAAAAAUAGCACUCCAAUACUUGGAGCUGACUCAAAGAGAGCUCGAGUAUGUGGCUCUCUCACGAGACACCACAGAGGCCGACCUGAAGCAGAGAAGAGAGAUCCAAAGCUCCACUGCCAAGUACUUUGACCAGAGCGCCGUCCGCGCAGCCGUCGAGGGUCGGGUGCUGGUCAUCGAAGGCAUCGAAAAGGCGGAGCGAAACGUGCUGCCUGUCCUCAACAACCUUCUGGAGAACCGGGAGAUGCACUUAGAAGAUGGCCGGUUCCUGGUGCCGGCUGCCAGAUAUGACAAGCUGUUAGAGGAACAUGGCGCGGAAGAAGUAUCAAAAUGGCGGCUGGUGCGAGUUGACGAGAACUUCCGCGUGAUCGCGCUAGGCUUGCCCGUGCCGCGCUACAGCGGGCAGCCGCUCGACCCGCCGCUGCGGUCCCGCUUCCAGGCCAGAGAUGUCGCCACCAUCGGGUUUGGGCGCGCAGCGGGCAGCCGCUCGACCCGCCGCUGCGGUCCCGCUUCCAGGCCAGAGAUGUCGCUACCAUCGGCUUCGGGAUGUCGGCCGCUGCGGUCCCGCUUCCAGGCCAGAGAUGUCGCCACCAUCGGGUUUGGGGAGCAUCUAAUCGUGCUCAAAGAAGACUCUCCCGAUGUAGAUCCAGUGAAGCUGGAGCAACUCCUGUCUGCUGCGUACGCGCUCAUCAGCCCUGAACUGCAGCAAGUCAGCCUGCCUGACUUCCCCAUCGAUAGUUUGCAAGCCGCUACGAGGAUACUGGAAAGAAACCCAAGCAUUCCAGUUCACAAAUUGCUGUACCUCCUCUAUCCAUACAAUACCUUCCUGACUAGAGACCACGCGAAGAACGUGGAAGCUGUUCUAAAGAAUUUGAACCUGGAUAUCAAGCCUAAAUGCGACACAGUAUUACGAGGUGUCGAGUACAAGGGAAACGAGGCCUUAGUGACUAUGGAUGUUAAUGGGAUUAAGAGCCAAUUCGGCGUGCCUUGUGGUGGGAGAAGUCAGAAAGGGCUGAGAGAGAAAGGGGUGGUGAAAACAGCGUAUCAGAGUGAGCUACUAAAUGAAUUACUGCUGAGUCAUAGUGUUGGAGACUUUUGUAUUGUGGGUCCAAAAGGCUGCGGCAAGAGUCUGCUAGUCACGCAAAUCGCGUCCUUAUUGGGCUACACAAUAGAGCCCAUAGUUCUGUACCAGGACAUGACGGCGCGAGACCUGGUGCAGCAGAGGACUACCCUGGAUAACGGAGACACGGUGUGGAGGAAUUCGGCUCUUGUUGACGCGGCUUUGAAGGGCCAUAUGGCGGUGUUGGACGGCUUGCAUAGGAUACAUGCUAGUACAUUAGCCGUGUUGCAUAGACUAGUCCACGACAGAGAGCUGCAACUCCACGACGGUACGAGGCUGCUCCGCCACGACAGAUACGAGGAGCUUCUGGCCUCGGGGCUUACGACGCAAGAGCUGGACGACAGCGGCGUCAAAAUGAUACACCCUGCUUUUAGGAUAGUAGCGUUAGCUGAGCCUCCGGUCUUCGGUCGCGGCCAGCAGUGGCUGUCACCUGAACUGCUCAGCCUGUUCAUCUUCCAUGAGAUGAGGAACCUCAGCAAGCAGGAGGAGAUCUUCAUCAUCAACAGUUUGUACGGAGACAUAUCAACCCCUCUCCACUCCAUAAUAAACCUGGCAGACGAACUCCGAAGCUCACAGGACAGCACUCUCAAAAACCUCUCUUCCUCACUCUCCACCAGGCAACUCCUGCGCAUCGCCAGUCGAAUGGCCAAGUACCCUACAGAAUCCGCCUACGAAACCGUUCAGCGAACAUUCUUAGCGAAAUUCCUACCAAACUUAGCCAGAAAAGCACUUGAUAGCGCUAGCGUAAGAAUCGGAAUCGAGCCUUCAGCUCGUUUCGGCAUCUUUUCCAGUAAUUUUCCUAAGAAAAAAGUUCAAUGCACAGUCAAAAAUGGCGUCCUUACCAUUGGUGACACAAAGACAGAAAUCUUCAAAACGGAUGCUUUAACAAAAGUACCCGACAUCCUAUUCUACGACGUGCCUCAACAUGUAAAACUUCUCGAGUGGUUGUUACAAGACUUCUUGCUAGGAAACCAUUUAUUGUUAGUAGGAAACCAAGGAGUCGGUAAGAACAAAAUCGCUGAUAGAUUACUCCAGCUCUUAAACCGACCGAGGGAAUACAUCCAGUUGCAUAGAGACACUACAGUGCAGAGUUUGACAGUUCAGCCAACUGUCAAAGAUGGUAUAGUUGUCUAUGAAGAUUCACCAUUAGUGAAAGCUGUCAAAAAUGGUCAUGUAUUAGUGGUUGAUGAAGCGGAUAAGGCUCCUACUCAUGUUACUUGUAUAUUGAAGACUUUAGUGGAGAAUGGGGAGAUGAUUCUCAGUGAUGGGAGGAGGAUAGUGCCAAAGCAUAUGAUCGAAAGUUCUGGGGGCGACGUGAAGAGUUUCAUUCCGGUGCACGAUGACUUCAAGAUGAUCGUGUUGGCCAAUCGGCCUGGCUUCCCUUUCUUGGGAAACGACUUCUUUGCUGCUUUAGGUGACCUAUUCUCCUGCCACGCCGUAGACAACCCUUCAAUAGACUCCGAGAUGGAACUGCUCCAAUCCUACGGGCCUGACGUACCGCACGACGUGAUGAAGAAGCUAGUACAGGCUUUCGCAGUCUUGAGAGAGAAGGCGGACCAGGGACAGCUGACAUACCCGUACUCAACGAGAGAGCUAGUCAAUAUUAUCAAGCAUUUGCAGAAAUACCCAGGAGAGGACCUAGCAACAGCUAUCAGCAACGUGUUCGACUUCGACCGCUAUAGCAAAGACAUGGCGGACACACUACUAGAAGUGUUGCAUUCUAGUGGGCUGCCGGUAGAGGGCGUAUUAGAGGGUCGCUCCAAAGAGGCGCUGAAGAAACUACAGAUGACCAUAGAGAGGACUAGCGGUAAAGACGUAUCCUCACCAAAGCACGGUAAAGAGGACCCAAAGAACGAACCGCACGUGGGCGGGAACACUUGGGCGGGCGGCACUGGAGGGCGGGACACGGCCGGGCUGGGCGGCAAGGGCGGGCCCUACCGCCUGGACAAGGGACAUGAUGUGCAUCAGGUGAGUCACAUUGCCUGGAUAGGUGUGCGCUAUUCUAGACGAAAUUCUCCAAUUGCUCAUAAAAUAAACCUCAUAAAACUGAUGAUGAAAAUACCCUAUCCGAUUCGAAAAGGGGUGAUUAACACUUGGGCGGGCGGCAUUGGAAGGCGGGACACGGCCGGGCUGGGCGGCAAGGGCGGGCCCUACCGCCUGGACAAGGGACAUGAUGUGCAUCAGGUAAUUAACACUUGGGCGGGCGGUACCGGCGGGCGGGACACGGCCGGGCUGGGCGGCAAGGGCGGGCCCUACCGCCUGGACAAGGGACAUGAUGUGCAUCAGAUGAUGAAAAUACCCUAUCCGAUUCGAAAAGGGGUGAUUAACACUUGGGCGGGCGGCACUGGAGGGCGGGACACGGCCGGGCUGGGCGGCAAGGGCGGGCCCUACCGCCUGGACAAGGGACAUGAUGUGCAUCAGAUGAUGAAAAUACCCUAUCCGAUUCGAAAAGGGGUGAUUAACACUUGGGCGGGCGGCACUGGAGGGCGGGACACGGCCGGGCUGGGCGGCAAGGGCGGGCCCUACCGGUUGGACAAGGGACAUGAUGUGCAUCAGAGAGGGUCGUGCUCCUGCAGUAGUCUCAAUGAUCUGAUAAUAAAGAUGAUGAUGAGAAUACCCUGUCCGAUUCGAGAAGGGGUGAUUAACAUUUGGGCGGGCGGCACUGGAGGGCGGGACACGGCCGGGCUGGGCGGCAAGGGCGGGCCCUACCGCCUGGACAAGGGACAUGAUGUGCAUCAGAUGAUGAUGAGAAUACCCUGUCCGAUUCGAGAAGGGGUGAUUAACAUUUGGGCGGGCGGCACUGGAGGGCGGGACACGGCCGGGCUGGGCGGCAAGGGCGGGCCCUACCGCCUGGACAAGGGACAUGAUGUGCAUCAGGUAAUUAACACUUGGGCGGGCGGCACUGGAGGGCGGGACACGGCCGGGCUGGGCGGCAAGGGCGGGCCCUACAGGUUGGACAAGGGACAUGAUGUGCAUCAGCUGUCCGAUGCGGAAAAGGACGACAUUCCCGAGCAUGUGAAGCAAGCUGCGCGUGAGAUGAACAGGAAAGCCUUCGAGGAGCGACUGAAGGAGAUCAAAAUGAGCGAAUACGACGCGAAGCUCUAUGAGCAAUUCCUUAGAGCUGUACAACCACAGAUUGGUGCACUGAGAGGUGUGUUAGCAGAACUUCAAGCAAAGAAAAAGGAACGGCAGUGGACUCGACACCAAACCAGUGGAGAACUAGAUGACGCUAAAAUAAUUGAAGGUCUAACAGGCGAAAGAUCGAUAUACCGAAGGCGAAUGGAGCAGGAACCGCCGCCGGGUGCUCCGCCCGACAAGCCCAAGCGACUCAGACUGGUGGUGGAUGUGUCUGGCAGUAUGUACAGGUUCAACAGCUACGACGGCCGUCUAGAACGUUCGAUGGAGGCAGUUGUACUGCUAACAGAAGCUCUCCGAGGAUACGAGGCGCGCAUCCGCUACGAUAUGUAUGCGCAUUCCGGCGAGGACCAUGCUUUGGAGUUGGUGCGCGUCGACCGCCCGCCGGAAAACGAGAAGCAACGCUUACAGAUAAUCCGCACGAUGCACGCCCACUCUCAGUUCUGUUGGUCGGGCGACAACACGCUCCCGGGCGCUAAGCACGCGAUAUCGACUCUAGCGAAAGAAGACGCAGAUGAAUCUAUAGUUUUGAUACUAUCUGAUGCUAACCUAAGGAGGUAUGGUAUUCAACCAGAAGAAUUGGGUACAAUUUUAACGUCAGAGUCAAAGGUGCAAGCGCACGUCAUCUUCAUCGGCAGUCUUGGCGACGAAGCUUCCAUGUUACUUCGUCGCCUGCCAGCGGGACACGCCCACGUAUGUAUGGACACAGCCAACUUACCUCACAUCAUGCAGCAAAUCUUCGCCUCUUCCUUACUCCAAAACGCUGAUAGCUAGCCUCGUCAUCAAUACGGCUAGCACGAAAAACUCGAGUUCGAAUCGUUUGCGUAUUCCAAUCGCCAUCAAAAGAUUUUGUACGAAAACUACAACAACGCCCUUGUGUCUUAAAGUGAAUUUAGUAUGAGAAAUGGUUGCACGAAAUUUAUUUUAAGAAUCAAAAUUGUCACGUUAUUGUUUAAUUUGAAGGUUGAGUAUCGAAUUUUAUCGAAUACGCAAACGAUUCGAAGACGAAAGUUGUUUAUGCUAGAGUUACAGGUCAUAGUCUCCACUGCAUGUAGGACCAAAUAAGGAGGCGAGACCGAAAUAAGGGGCACGACCUCCUUUAAUUUACUAGAAGCAAAUAGAGGAUUUCGCCUACACUUCCCACGUAUGUUGGGUGGUCCUUUACAGGAUGUGGUUUUGAUAAUAAUAAUAAAUACUCUUUAUUGCACACCAAAUAACAGAACAUAAAGAAAGGGAACAUACAAGGUACAACUAGGCGGUCUUAUCGCUAUGAACAUACGCGGUUUUUUAAAACAACGCCCAUCACAGGAGUGGUACACACGAAAGAAAUUACAAGAAAAUUAAAAAUAAAAAUGUAACUACUACUUUAUUAGUAAAAAAACCUUAUUCAAACGUCUCCUAAAACUUUCGAGUCGGCGCUUGUUACCGCCCGCACCAACCCCGCGUACCCCGCUACACCACCGAGCACAUGCGGCCGCCUCCCCGAGAGAGCGGGAGGACUUUUUUUUUGGAAUCAGUGUCGUGUAUACUAAUGCCCGGUCUGCGAGCACGUAGAAUUUUGUCCAAUGACCCCAAGCUACCUAUCCUUAUCGCUCGCGCGUAAUUAUAUUGCUGUCGCGAUUGUGCGACGGGCGCCCGCAGUGAGUGUGCGAGCGCAACAGCAACAUAAUUACGCGCGAGCGAUAAGGAUGGGUAGCUUGGGGUCUUUGGACAAAAUUCUACGUGUUCGCAGACCAGACUAUACCACCCUGAUUGGGCGUUGUGUUAAAAAAACACAUCCUGUAUUACGUUGCCGGAAUCACACGACUCAAAACGUGCAGCUAACUUGAUUCAUAAAAGUAAUUACUAUAAGCAAAAAUGAAACUGUGCCUACACGUUGUAUUGCUGUUGGUAUUCCGAAUAAAUUAAAUUAAUAUCAUUAGGUCGAUUGUAACUGGUAGACCAUUUAAACCAAUAGCAGUCUACUACUAGAUUUAAGCUAUAUCGUGGUAUAGAAAAUAUUUACAUUCCUAGAUCAAUGAAAUAAAUUAUACAAUUAAAAUAACGUAUGUAUUUAUGUACCUAUUUUGUUACUAUGUAUACAGGGUGUUAGGUUUUUAAUUUUCAUACAAAUCGGAUUUUAUAAUAUUUAUUUUGUAUGAAAAUUUAAAAAAUUAAAAUGAUGAUAUCAAAUUUCUGACUUCACCAUACCAUUUAUAUGCCCAUGUUAACAUGGGCUAGUGUCGGCUCAUAUACCCAUUUACCUAACACCCUGUAUACCUAGAUAGAGAUUUGAGCGAAAGUGUAGCUGGAACUACCUCAUAGACCAAAUAUUGUAAUAUUUAAUUAAUAGUUAAAUAUAUUAUUUUAUGUAAUUAACGACAAUGUAAUAAAUAAGAUAACUAAAAUGUACAUUUUUUUAUUUUUUGACGAUUUAUUGUUAUUUGUAAGAUUUGUAAUUAUAGAGGCUAUUGCGAUCUA